Messenger RNA from Oryza brachyantha (malo sina), 1458 nucleotides. RefSeq lists its product as uncharacterized. The transcript has 3 exons. The record is from RefSeq and is a predicted model, not a curated record. NCBI's taxonomy places the organism in Eukaryota, Viridiplantae, Streptophyta, Magnoliopsida, Poales, Poaceae. Bases 246 to 1430 code for a protein of 394 amino acids.
CCGCCUCCUCCUCUCGUCCUCACCCUCGGCCUCUUCUUUCCUCAUCCACUCAUCCACCUCCCUCGCCGGUCGCCGCCACCUCCAGCCUCCUCUCCUCUAGCCCGUCGGUCUCGGUCUGGCCUUCGCGGCUCCGCCGCCCGCCACAUCUUCCACAACUAAAAAACUAUCUGAUCGCGAACCCUAGAAAAGAAGAAUAUUUAUUUUGUGCCUUGAUCGGCUUGUGUUCUAGGCUAGAGCGUGUAAUCAUGGCGGCGGCCGUCGCCGACGACGAAAUUGGCCGCGUGAUGUCUUUAUUCUUCACUGACGGCGUGCUGCGGUUGGACGGCGGCGUUUCCGAUCAGGCCGAGCGGGAGGAGGACGACGACGAAAGUGGGUGCCUGGAGCCCUUCUUCUACGACGAGGCUCAGGCCGUGGCCGAGGCGGCUGUGGCGGCAGAGAAGCGGCGGCUGCGGGAAGAGGAGCGCGCGCGGGUGCAGGAGCAGCGCGCCAAGGAGGAGAAGGCGAGGAAGGCCCUGUUCAAGAGGAUCAGUAAGUACGAUCCCAAAAGGGGAAUUUUCUAUUUCACCCGAUACUCCUUCGGCAACCCGCUCACCUUCGACCUCAACGAAGAAUCUCCUCUUGGUCCAAUGCGAUACACUGACAAAAUCUUCCAUGAACAUGAGGAAAUACCAUUCUGGGAGUGCAGCUCAGCAAACAUUCUUUCAGUGAAGAUAGUAAGCUCAGAUGUAGGCUUCCCAAUUAAUGUUUAUGGCUCUGUAAUUGCUAGAGACAGCCUUGAUAAGAAGUGUAUUUAUCUCUUCCGCCGCCAUAGAAAUGAUUGCCAACUCAUCAACUCGAAGGAUGAUCCAUUGAUCUUGACUGGGCCAAAUCGAGGACUUGUGUUAAUAGAUGAUAUAGAUUUUGAGGUUGAUCUCAGAAUUAAAGAUGACCGAUUAAGACAGAAGAAAAAGGAACUUAACAGAGGAACGCUUAGGAUUGAUGGCAUCUUAAGUACAUGUGGGAUCAAAAUGGAGGUUGAAAACGACACUCUUGAGGGUAAGCUCAGCACUGUGGAGAUGAAAUAUGCAGUUGUUAAACAAGAGGCAGUGGAGGCUACUGUUGAAAUCAAGGUUCUCGAGGGAUGUUUCCAUGGAGAGGUCUCAGCCUGCACCACCAACAUCCAAGAUAGAUUUCUGCUUCUUGAUGGCAGGACUUGCGGUGCGAGGGCCGCCAAUCACGACAUCCAAUUAUCGCGACGCGUCAUAGCCGUCCACUACAAGGAGAAACUUCUAUUGACCAUUGUUAAUCAGGAUGAUGUAGUUCCAUCUGGCUGUGUUACGCAAACCGUUGGCUUUACUCCAAAUAUCAAUGGUUCAGAAGAGUCUGAAGUUACAUGUGGUAGUGUUAGGAUGCUUGUCAAGGUUACUUGGUCUCUUAUGCUUGUCCGGUAAAUCAAUUCAAUGUUCUAAUUGUUAUUAA